Messenger RNA from Bombus huntii, 1787 nucleotides. RefSeq lists its product as uncharacterized. Bases 992 to 1540 code for a protein of 182 amino acids. The transcript has 5 exons. The record is from RefSeq and is a predicted model, not a curated record. NCBI's taxonomy places the organism in Eukaryota, Metazoa, Arthropoda, Insecta, Hymenoptera, Apidae.
CGGUCGUAACACGGACAUAAAAGCCAAUACCAGAAAAGCCAAUUAACCUAGACAUAAUCUGCAGAAGCACACAUUUAAACAAGAAGAUAAAAACAAGCCCCAUUAAUCAGACACAAGUUGCGACCUAUUGUACAAUAAUGUUGUACAACCCCUUUCUCCAGUUCAGUGUCAUUCUAUUAUUGUAAGUGCUAAAUUUAUAGUAAAGUUCGAUAAAAGAAAAUUAAUAGUUGGGUUACGACUCAGCCUUCUUUUCUCUUACAAUCCAAGUAUCAAUUUUACGUGACAACUACAUGGUUGUAACGUCAAUUCACAUCAGAGACCAGGCCACACACCGCGGACAGGAUGACACCCAGAUGUCUCCACAUCCUUGGCGCUCAGACUCAAGCAUUGCAAUACGAGGAUUAAAUUAAUUUCUAUUAUUUUAAGCUGACCUGUCUAAAUAUGAAUUUUGUGAGAUGUCUUGUAUCUCAAUUACCUUCCUUGUUCAUUAUUCUUACAUUCGCUGUAUUCAUGGAAAGUAAUCGUUAACAAAUUUUAAAGUACGACGUAGAAGAACAUGUUUAAUACGUUAAAAAUGAAAAUUAUCGAACGAAAUAGAAAAAAAUAUUUGUAAGAAUGUGCAUAAGUUCAUUGUAACUCGCUAAUAACUUUGGCAAUUCUCAAUAAAAAGAAAUUACAUUGUAAGUAGAUUUUUGGUAAAUAUAAUCCAAGAUACAUGUGGGAAGAAGAAUGUGCGGUUAUUUGCUAAAAGCUUCAGGAGUGCAUAGGAAUAUGAAAUCGUUGGGCGAAAACGCAGGGCUUGUUUUUUCAGCGAUCGUCUUUUACUUAUUGUAACGUCAAAUCCUUCACGACAACUAAACUGCCUUUUGUACUCGCCUAAUUAUACUCCUAGCAACAGCUCAUAGAUGGCGAGCGACACUUAAUUGCGGUAGUAAGCAUAUAUGUUAAAUUGUUCCAUUCUUACGCUUCACGAGCGCGAGUUCCAAGUUAAAUGGAUAAACCCGUAUGGUUGGUUUUUAUAUAUAAACUGGGUAUAUCAAGCGUUCUUCUGGUUCAAAAAAUUGGACUCAGACUGCCAGUGUUUCGUGGGAUAAUAUAUUUCGUCAUGGAUACUUCUGUCAAUACGCAAAUUCUAAUAUUCGUUUGCAUUUUGUUUCUUAUUGAGGAAAGGUUUCGUCAUCUCUGCAAUAUGGUGCCAUUUUCUAAAGGUAAUUUUAUUUUUCUCAUUUCUUUCUUAAACAUGCAAUCGACCGAUCGAUCGAUCGAACAGUUCGACCUCCGACAAAUAUGGUGGCUUCAUUGCUCUCUCGCGAAUGCGACCGAAAUGUUAAAUUCUGUAUAUGCGAUUCAAUUAUUGCUUUGGAUCAUGGCUAUGUCUUUCAACUUGUUAUCAAGGAUUUAUUCAUUGAAAGUGCACAAAUUAUCGGUUUACUGGAAGAUCAGGGAAUUAAUGCUAGUGACUGAUUGCGCGUGGAAGCUUAUAUUGAUUAUCACUAUGUGUCAUAUGACAGCGAAUCCUGUACAUUCUCGUGAGAAGUAAAGUUUUGUCGAGAUAUAUGUACACCUAUAUAACUGGCUAUUUGUUUAGGCGAAUCGUGUCAGUCAGCUUAUUUUCUCUCCGUACUCUUCCGUUUCUAUGAAACGCGUGUUUCUGCAGGAAAGCGCCGAGGCAGCGGCGUAUUUCCAAUAGCGGAAAGUUCGUAUUGUAGCUAUUGCUGGCAUUAUAAGUGUCGAUUUUCCUCUUUUACUUUCGAUAUUCUCAGGAGUGACGAUCUAUUUCAACAUCC